AAAAAACGAAUGCGCGCUAGUGUCUUACGGACGCUAGCGUCCGUUUUUGCGAUGAGAACGAUGAGAACGAGGCGUUCACGCUCUGUGUUAUAAGCGUAGGCUGCUAAAUCAUUCAUACCCUCGGCCAGGGCCAGCUCUUUCGUAUCGCCGAGAGGCAUACGUGCCCCCAACUAGCCUCCGCAGCACAAGGACAUUUUUUGCAGCCCGGACAACGCGGCGCGUAGUCAUUAGCAGUCCAGACCUGUAGAGCUGAGCAGUGCAGAGAUAAAAAGAAAAUGGAGCCCGACCUCGAGGGCUACGCGCAGCUCACGACGGACGACGAGGAAGUCUCGGACGAGGAGGACUCGAUCCACUCCGAGCCAUCAAUAGAAGAGGAGGAGCCCAAGAUCCUGCUCGAAGUAUUAUCGCCGGGCGGCGCGCGGCUCGUCUUCCUGCUGGUCUACGCGUGUUGCGCUAUUGCGAUAGCGCAGUACGCCCUGGCCGCGCGGGCGACGAAGGCCACGGCGACCGCCUUGUCGGGCCAGACCCUCGACGUGAUCAGUCAGGACGAUGCUACGAUCUGGCUCGCGCGCUUCCCCGCUUUAGGAGAUGUGCAGGGCAACGUGGCGCUGCGUGCCAUCUACCCGAACCAGACGGCCAUUCAUGAUUCAAACACCACCGUUGACGACGACGCCACUGUAGACGACGACGCCGUGGCCGCGUCCACGCUGCCGGUGACCUACGACAUCGACGUGUGGGCGACGCGCUCGCGGAACGCCGGUCUGGGCGACGCCAAGACCGUGGUACUACAAAGGAAUAGUGAGACGGCCUACAUGAACACCGCGGGAGACAAUGUUCUGGCGACGUCGACGAAGGUCGCGUCGUGGUACCAGCGCUCCGAGAGCGUGCCGUCGCGGUCGCGCGUCCACGGCUUCCUCGUGCAGCUCACGUACUGCGUACCCGCGAACGCUACCCAAAGGUGCGCGGCCGUCGACGACGCGACGCGGCGAACGCUCGCACGUGGCGGCGAUCUAACGUUAAAAUACCACGACCUCAAGCCGCUCACGACGCCGGCGCGGGCCGCGGCGCGCAUCUUGUUAUUGGUCUGGUGGGGCUUGUUAUUCACGGCGUGGGCGCCUUACAUACGCAGGGGCGGCGCUUUAUAUUUGUCGCUCCUACUUGUUGGUCUCUUGUUCUUCGCGGACCCCGUGGAUUGUGUGGUCGAGGCGCUGCCGCGUUCUACGAAGAUCCCGCCGCUGGUCGCGUUCUGCUCCCGCGUUGGUCGAAGACUGGGCGAGGCGACGUUGUUAGCAGCUCUGCUGUUGGCCGCGGACGCCGACGGCCGCGCGGCGCGUUCGUUAGAUCCGCUCUGGCGGAGCGGCCGGCCCUACUAUCUGCUGGCGCCCGUGGUCUACGGCUUCUGCGGCGUCUGGGCCGUCUUCCUGCAGUUUCCGACGCUCUGGGGGUCCGAUCGACCACCGACGCUCGCGCUCGUUUCGUGGCCGGCCGGUUCGCUCCGGGCCUUCGCGGCGGCGGCGCUGGGCGCCGUCGCUUCGGGCCUGGCCUGGGGCGUGCUGUUCAUAUGUCUCAUCGUGCGGGCGGGCCGGCGCCUCGCGGCCGCGCCGUACGCGAGGACGCGGAGGCACCAGCUGGCCUUCCGCUUCUUCGCGCUGCAGGCGUCGUUGGUGGCGCUGUUCGUCGCGGCGUCCUUCGUGAUUGGGUUCGUGGAUUUGUGGCGCGAUUACAGAUCCGACUUCAUGGCUUUCGUGAAACAUGGAGACGCUCGUGCGGUCAAGGACCUCGCUGGUGCCUUGGAAGCCCUUGUCACGGACGAUGUAAGGGAUUUAGCUGAGGCUUAUUGUUUUGCGGUCUACGUGGCACUCUUGCUUUAUGUGAAUCUGCCGCCGCCGCAGAACAACGACCUCCUCACUAGUCGUGAGGUCGUACGCGACGAGCGCGACGACAAACGUCGCAGACGGCGCCGGCCGCACGCGCGCCCGGCCUUCGUCGUCGAGACGGCGCGGUGGCUGGCAGAGGUCUCCGACGCGACCUACGGCGACGGGACGAGGGACCUCGAGUGCGGCAUGGUGAACGUGACGCGGCUGGCGCACGACGACACGCGCGGCCUCGUGGCCCUACGGGCGCGGGACCCGUCGCACGUGGUCGUGGCCUUCCGGGGAACUGCGUCCGCGUCGCAAAUUUCGACGAACGCCGACGUGCGCCUGAAGCGCAUCGUGACACCCUCCGCUCCAGACGAGCCGCCGCCGCCGCCCGUUUUAAGAUCGGAGUCCUCGCUUGAAGACGACGACGAGCCCGCGGGAAACGGGCGCCUCGGCCUCGACCUGUUGGUGCGGACCGCCGCGGUCGCCGUGGAUGUGACUGCGCGCGGGGGAGACCUGCUACAGGACUUCGCGCGCGGGCUCCUCAACGCGUCCGGGGCCGUGGACGUGGCGCCAGGCCUCGCACAAACCGUAGAACCCUGCGUGCACAACGGCUUCUGGACUGCCUACGCGGGCGUGCGACCGCAAUUGGAACGGGCCUUGUCAGAGGCGCUCGCGACCAACGAAGUGAGGCGCGUCAGCUUCACGGGCCAUUCCUUAGGCGGCGCGCUGGCGCAGCUCGCGAGCGCGGACUUCGCGAGCGGCGCGCUCUGCCCGACGCACGGCCGGCGCGCCGACUGCGUCACGUUCGGGGCCCCACGCGUGGGCAACGCCGUCUGGGCGCGCGCGUUCUCCAAACUAGUUCCGGAGGCGUGGCGCGUCGUCUGCGACGGCGACGUCAUCGCGUUCCUGCGGGGCUGCGGCUACGUCCACGCGGGCGUCGAGGUCGUGGUCGACGCCUCGGCGCAGACGCCGGGAUAUGUGGUCGUCGACCCGACGCCCGUCGAGAAGAAGCUGCGCCUGGGCUGCGGCAAGUCGGUGGGAGCACACAAGCUUGCGGCCUACCGCAAGGGCCUCUGGGGCGCGGCGGGGUGUCGGGGAGACCCGCCCGCGCGACGAGCUCGGCAAUCUGAGUCUCCGGCGCCACCAGUUGCUGAACAUACCGUCUCCUGCUGCUGGCGGACGCGUGUCGACGUCGACGCGACGCCGCCCAUAUAAUCUUUGUCUCUGUUUUUCUACUUCUAAGUCCCAG
Messenger RNA from Pelagomonas calceolata, 3111 nucleotides. The record is from the annotation of a GenBank genome assembly. Lineage: Eukaryota; Pelagophyceae; Pelagomonadales; Pelagomonadaceae.